Molecule: messenger RNA, 1491 nt
Organism: Colletotrichum truncatum
Lineage: Eukaryota; Fungi; Ascomycota; Sordariomycetes; Glomerellales; Glomerellaceae
Molecular function (GO): FAD binding
Source: RefSeq, a predicted model, not a curated record
AUGCCCGUGCCGCCUUUGCCUAUUCUUUAUGCCGAAGACACGCCCUUUACAGAUUACUCCGUUGCCGUCUGGGGCCGCGUGUUCAAUGCCCUUCGGGACUUCUCGCGCCGCCCUGUCGCUGUCGUGCAGGCAACGCGCCGUUCUCACGUUGCGGAAGCCGUGAAGCUCGCCGCAGAGAAGGGAUGGCGCGUGAGCGUGCGCAGCGGCGGUCACAGCUGGGCUGCGUGGUCUGUCCGUGAUGAAGCUCUACUCAUUGAUCUCGGCUAUCUGGGGGAGGGGACUGGUGGUGAAGAUGGCAUUGUCUACGACAAGAGCACCGGGGUGGUUAGUGCCGCGCCUGCGAGGACGGGAAGGGAGUUGAACUCAUUCCUCGCCCAGCAGCUUGGCGGGCCCGACGACGACAGCGAAGAGGGCGUAGGGAGAUGGUUUCCUGGUGGCCAUUGUCCUGAUGUCGGGCUGGGAGGCUUCUUAUUGCAGGGUGGCAUGGGCUGGAAUUGCAAAAAUUGGGGCUGGGCGUGUGAGAAUAUCGUCGCCAUCGACGUCGUCACUGCCGAUGGUCGAGAGCUGCGCUGCUCCGAGACGGAGAACACUGACCUCUUUUGGGCGGCACGUGGCUCCGGCCCCGGGUUUCCCGCCAUCGUCACCCGCUUCCACCUCCGCACCCGUCCGUUGACGGGCAUGUACCAGUCUCUCUACUUCUAUUCCCUAGACCGGUUCGAGGAGAUUCUGAACUGGGUCAUCAAAAUCUGCCCAACCGCCUCGCCGACGACGGAAAUCGUCCUCCUCACUCUGACACCCCCUGGCGCAACAUCUCCGCAGGUGAUGGCGAACUUCCUCUCCUUCAGCCCCACGCCUGACCCCUUGAUUCCCCUUCACUCAAGCCACCCGUCCCGCCCGCUAUCGACAGUCUUCGCAACGCCGACGUCCCUGCCCCAGCAAUACUGCGACCAGGACGGCGCCAACCCGCCCGCGCACCGGUACAUCUCCGAGAACGCCUACGUCUCCAACGACGUCAGUGUCCCCGCUGUACUAAAGAAGGCCUUUACGACGCUACCCACGCCGCAGUCCUUCGCGCUCUAUUACUCCAUGAACCCGUGCUCCCGCCGGCCGCAACUCGGCCCCGGCGCUGCUGCGGCUACUGAAGCCGACAAGAAGGAUGGUGAAGUCAAGGCAAUGCCCGACAUGGCGCUGAGCAUGCAGAGCGAUCACUACUUCGCGCUGUACACUGUAUACCCCGAUGCCGCGGACGACGAGAGGUGUCUAGGCUGGGUCAGGGACGUCAUGGCGGAUGUUGAGAAGCAGUCUGCGGGAAGUUACCUUGGAGAUGCCGACUUCCGGUACCGCCGGACAAAGUUCUGGGGCGACGAGCAGGGCAAGAGGUUGAUGAAGGCCCGCAAGGAAUGGGACCCGGAGGGCAGAAUCUGCGGGUUCCUCGACUUCGAGGACAAGAGCGGUGCUGAGGGGCUGAAGAACGAGUUUGAGUGGGCGUGA